AUGAUCGCAAAUGUGGUACCGUGUAAUAUGGAAACUGUGUUGUACGAGUACCGUGUAAUACGAGGGACGCAUACAGGUCUUAUUAGGAUAGAAAAUAAAGAGUAUUUCAUCGAACCUUAUUAUGGAAAACUUUCCAACAAUUCAUCUAAAGGGCAAACUCAUGUGAUUUAUCCAAAAUCUGCCUUGAAGCCUUCUCGGAUCCCCAUCGAAGGAACCUGUGGAAAUGUAGAUUUUUCUCCACUAAAAGACCAUUAUUCAAACGAAAUAAUUUCCAAAGAUACUAAAAGGAGAAGGAGAAAACGUUCCGUCAGCAUUGAAAGAAACGUGGAGACACUGGUGGUGGCGGACAAAAUGAUGGUGGAUUAUUACUCUGAAGAAGACAUUGAAACCUACAUUUUAACAGUUAUGAACAUGGUAUCAUCUUUGUAUCAUGAUGCAAGUAUUGGAAACGCUAUUAACAUCGUCCUGGUCAGACUUAUUCUUUUAGAAACGGAAGAUCAAGAAAAAGCCGAAGAUUUAACCAUCAGUCAGCAUGCAGAUGACACAUUACGCAGCUUCUGCAGGUGGCAGAAAUUCGUCAACCCCAAAGAUGACAACCAUCCCAAUCACCACGACGUCGCCGUUUUACUCACCAGGUACAAUAUCUGCACCAAAGUCAACGAGCCUUGCAGCACUCUCGGCUUGGCGGAAGUGGCGGGGAUGUGCCAACCUCAUAGGAGUUGCAACGUCAAUGAAGACACUGGCCUAGCUUUAGCUUACACAGUGGCACACGAGAUGGGGCAUAAUUUUGGCAUGGCGCACGAUGGUCCUCACAACGGUUGCCAAGCUCCUUCCGGGGAACGACAGCAUGUGAUGUCUCCGCAUCUCAACUCCGACACCAGUCCUCUUGUGUGGUCUAACUGCAGCAGAAAUGAAAUCACGAAAUUUUUGGACCGUGAUUGGGGAAACUGCUUGGACGACGAGCCAUCGGACCACGAAUUUUUUUUUCCUCAGCUACCACCGGGAGCCAUGUAUGACGCAAAUCACCAAUGCCGGCUUCAGUACGGUCCGGACGCUGAGCAUUGCGAAGGAAUCGAAGAUGUAUGCCAAACUCUGUGGUGCCGACAAGACAACAAGUGCGUCACCCGUCUGGAGCCUGCUGCCGAAGGGACGCUCUGCGACAAGAACAUGACAAUAUAG
Molecule: messenger RNA, 1179 nt
Organism: Uloborus diversus
Lineage: Eukaryota; Metazoa; Arthropoda; Arachnida; Araneae; Uloboridae
Product: A disintegrin and metalloproteinase with thrombospondin motifs 7-like
Exons: 10
Coding region: 1-1179 (392 amino acids)
Biological process (GO): extracellular matrix organization; proteolysis
Cellular component (GO): extracellular matrix
Molecular function (GO): metalloendopeptidase activity
Source: RefSeq, a predicted model, not a curated record